GGAAACCAAGAUCCUCCUCAUCUAUAUAAUCCAUCCCAACAAAAACACAUUCCACCCUCCCCCAAGAAAAAAUGGCUUCCCCUCCCUCACUCAAAAUUCUCAACUCCAUCAACCUCUUCUCCAUCAAACCCCCUUCACCUUCUCUCUCAUCCAUGAAGCUCAAAACACUCCUCCAAACCUUCUUCUUCUCCCACAUCUACCGCGCCCUCUCCAAAGCCAAAUCACUCCUCCUCCAAAUAUUCAAGCUAAUGCGUAAGAGCAAGCAGAAGAAGCUCUACUUCGCCUCAUUCCGGCUCCACUACAACUGGUGCUCCUCUUCUCGCUCGCUCUGCUACCCCGCUUACGACGUCGUGGGGGUCGACUGCCCCGGCGAGCUCUCCAAGUACCUGCAGUGGCUGGAGGAGAGAGGCGAUGAGGAGUCGUGCAAUGAGAUUGAUAGGCUGGCUGAUUUGUUCAUUGCUGACUGCCAUGAGAAGUUCAGGUUGGAGAAGCAAGAAUCUUAUAGAAGAUUUCAAGAAAUGAUGGCUCGAAGCGUUUGAUUAUUAGUAACUUUUAUUUUACUUCUUUUUUGACUGGAUUAAUUAGCUUCUUUCUUUUUUUUCUUUUUUCGGGGGAGUGUAUAAUUUUGUUAUGUUUUUCUUUUUUUAUUGGGGUGAAGGGAUUGGUGGGAUUUGUGCAAAUCUAAUUUAAAUGGAGAUAGUGUUGGAACUAGCCUUUUGGAAAUGGAUUGAAGAGUCUUGAUUGUGACU
Molecule: messenger RNA, 749 nt
Organism: Salvia hispanica
Lineage: Eukaryota; Viridiplantae; Streptophyta; Magnoliopsida; Lamiales; Lamiaceae
Source: RefSeq, a predicted model, not a curated record